CAAUCAAAACAAAUACAGCUAUUCAAUAUCUGAUUGCAUCAGCACAACACCCAAACCCGCACAUAGCAUAUUAAAAGGUGGAUCCUUCCGAUGGCUGCUUCAAUCUUCUGUUUUUAUCGGACAUCAUCUCCAUUCGAAUGCUCUGCAAGACCUUCUCGAUCCCCAUGUUGCGGUUCCAAUUUUUCAUCGCGGGAACUUUUUCUUUGAUCACAUCGCCGUUUUUCGAGUCCACACAGGUCAUGUUGAUUUUCGAGAUGAACUUCAAAACAGGUGGAACCGCUGGAUACUGGUCGUUGCAAUGAAUUCGCAGCUGGUAAAAUCGGCCAUCGUGUUGCGUCUGUGAAGAAGAGGGAUGAAACGAGAUCGAAUAGGUGAGACGAACGAAUAYCAUUCCCCAAGAGCACUCCUUUACAAAUUAUAUUUCAAUGAAUCUUGAAUCAGGAACUCAAACGUACUCCCGCGGGGCCUAAGAUACCGCCAUUCCAGUCCGAUAAAAAGGUAUCACCCGAAUCUACCAAUCCGAAGCUGAUCGACAUAUCGCCGUGACCCUUUUCGCUAUUUUCGAGCUCCUCCAGAAGCUUGAAAUUGCGCGGCACGAUCACCGUUUCACCCAUUGGAGUUCUUUGCAUGAUUGGAUUUGGAGACGGUUCAAAUUGAAAGUUGGGAAGAUGAUGAAGCCUGGUGAGAUACAGUCGCACCCUUAUGGUCGUAAGUCACUUUCAAUGCGGUUGGAAUGUUCGUAUCUUCCCCGUUGCGGCGAGGCCUCGAGCCAAUUUCUGGUAAGAGUUUUCAGAAGAUAGCUCCAAUGGCUUCUUUCUAGUCAUAUUCAUUUAUUUUUCUUUGGGGGGAGAAAUUCUUAAAACAAUAUUUGGGGGAUUCGUAUUCGAUACUGUAUCAAGGASGAUGGUUUUAAGGUUUUUUGMGCGAGAGCCUCAAAAGGCCCGAAAAACCUCAAAACCAAUCAACGAYGAGAGWUGAUCAUUCCGAGCCAAAAUAUUUCGGACGACACCUGUAUCACACCUCGUUCUGCWCRGUACUCGUACCUAUGAUAYCGCAGUGAAUAGAAUUAUUGUUCCUUUUGUCUCCCCGUGCAAUGAUAUCAAAAUCAAGUAUGAUAGCAGAAAACGACAACAUCGAUGAAGAAUCCUCGCUGGAAAGUUCAGACGAAGCUCUCUUGGAUAUGCUUGGAUUGUCUUCAUUGAAAGAUGUGUCGGCAGUUACCAAUGGUGACGAAAUCUACGAAUCUGAUCGUCACAUGGAAAUGCAUUCGACAAGAACCAACUCAAAUCUUCCYGUUCUCUCUAACACUUGGCUGGAUGAAAAUCUUCGCCCUGAAGCGAAAACAAUGUAUUGGAACGAAUCUGUUUUUCAAUUUCCUGAAGAAUGUUCCGUUUCAGCAAAACACCUAAGAAUUAUGACGGAGGAGGUUGUAUGGGGAAGUGGCCCAAACAAUUCCAAAUACCGAGCAGAUAGAUCUUAUGAAGGAAUWAAGAUUUGGAAAAAUGGAGAGAUCGAAGAGAGAAAAACCUUAACGAGAUUAGAGAACUUUGUAGACGGUCACCCAGGUUGGAGUGAACUUUGUCACGGAUACAUUAGACGUAUUUUGUCAGCAGCCUUAGGGGUCGAAAUGGUGUUGUUUAAGGAAAAAUUAAACAUGAAACCACCAGGUGGAAGGUAAGUAGAAGGGACUUGUGGGAUUGUCACGCGUUCUCCAUAAUGAACUAACAUGUGACCUCUUCAAACUUCGCGAAGUGGUUUUGCACCUCACUUGGAUUCCCCGUCGCUUAGAAUAGCUCUUGGUUCAGAAGGACCGAAGACUUUUUGCACUGUGAUGGUAGCUAUUGAUGACAUGACAACGAAGAAUGGAUGCUUGCGUGUCUGCAAAGGAAAUUGGACCGAAAAUAAUUGUUGUGCUGUAAUAAAGCCAAACAAAGACGACAAUCCGGAUGCUGGCGGAAGGGCUGGUGCUAUACUUCCAAGGAUUGCUGACGAUUUGGAGUUUGGAGAUUUGAUUUGUAAGGGUGGAAGUAUAGCGGUAUUCAAUGGCUGGUGCCCGCAUCGCAGUGCUGCCAAUCUUUCGCCAUUUCCUCGCCGUGCCAUCUUCCUCACCUACAAUCCAAAAUGCGAGGGUGAAUAUCACAAGAAGUACUACGAACAAAUGGAACAGAUACGAAACRAAUGGAGACAAAAAGUCGGRAUAUUGAAUAGAAAUCAAAGGWUGGAAGAUGAAAARAUUGAAAUGAUAGCACUGUCUUCAGUGCCAAAAUAAGGAAUCCCAAUCCGCAAUGAGACCAACUGUCGUAAGAUUGAAGUUCUCAAGACAUGUUCUUAACUAUCAUCMUUGGCUUUCGAUGCUUUCACAAACUUGCAAACUCGUGCAUUACCGUGAAGGUCAAGUAUAUUCAACCAAUCUUCUUGUCUUGCAUCGAGUCGAUCAUUUUGCGACUUAACUUCAACGAACAUACAUUCAACUCGAAUCSGUUGAAGCUCAUGUCUGAAACWAAGUUUCUCUGGCAUCGAAUAAAAAGGUUUCGCUUCAUUCUCAUUUGAAUGGUCCUCUUSUUGAACAAAAAAACCGUUGGGUCGAGAUGAGUUUCGCGAACGACUAGACCGUUGAAAUUUAAAGRUGGCUCUGCCACCAGAAUCGCCUACCUUCGAGCAACCCAGGAAAUCCCCAUCAGUAUCGGCAAAGAUYCGAGCCACCUGCUUUGCUUUCAUGGCUUCUUGAUAUUUACUACUGAAUUCCUCUCCUAUCCAUUCUCCCAAAUCAACAAGUUCCCCUAUAAAAUUAUCGUUUCUUGUCGAUCGGUCAUCAGCAGUAGAAUUAUAACGGAAAGCUCUUACCAAAAGCAAAUCUGGAAGUCCUCCACUGUAAUGACGAUAAUCAAAAAAUAGGCAUCGAAAUGCAGAAGAAAGCACUUUGCCGCCUAAYCCAGCUGCUACCAUAGCUAAAGUUCGCGCCUGUUGCAAGUCGGACUCCAAUGAGGGAUCUCGACGAUGGAGGGAGUUCACGUACUGAACCCUUUUGUUCAGGCAAUCGUAGACAAAAUCGGAGAGAUCUUCUCCGUCGAGGUUUGAUAAUCUUCCAAGGAAAUCGUUGAURCUAUWUUUCCUCGCUGCAUAAAUUCCACCAWACCGUGAUUCAGCGGGAUCAGUCCGUUCUGCUCCAACAUGUAGGUCAAAAGGGGCUCCUUGGUAAGGCGUCAGGUGUACUGUCGGAGGUACGGARGCAGGAUCUAUGGACUUGGUGGACUCCCAGUCCAUACCGAGGGUUGCGGAGGACAGUAUCCGGAAAAGGAUGCGGAUUUUUCCCCCUUCAUCAUGAUAGCCAUACCAUCCCCCAUUUCUUUGAGAGUCGUCGGAUAGUGGAAGACGGCCCUGAUGAUAGUAUUCUUUUGCCAAUUCUUCAACGUUCAAGGAGCCCGUCCGAACCGCAUGGUCGUCGUUUUCGAAGCCKAUAAAAGAGCAUCUCCCACCAGCUGAAGCACGAUCCGUACCAAUUGCAUUUGCUACAGCUGUAUCAAAUGUAGGACUCCAGUCGUUGUAUUUUUCCACUGCUUGUUGUGCUAUAGUACCAUUGGAUAGUCGAAGGCCGAGUUCGCUGGUUUCAAACGAAAGAAGUCCUUUGAGUGUACUAGAAAGAGGACGCUUCAAGCGCCUGGCAAGGGUCCUUAUGGAAGAAAACGCUAUUUGACCU
This is a messenger RNA of Pseudo-nitzschia multistriata, 3697 nucleotides long. Lineage: Eukaryota; Bacillariophyta; Bacillariophyceae; Bacillariales; Bacillariaceae. The record is from the annotation of a GenBank genome assembly.